AUGCCAUCAGCCGAAUUGCAAACCGAAGUGUGUCUUUUUGAUCUAGACGGAACGCUGAUUGCGUCCACCGGAGCCGUGGAAAUGGCGUGGCAAGAUCUCUUCAAGAAGUACAAUCUGGACGGAAACGACUUUUUCAAACACAGUCAUGGUGUUCGUACCGUGGAGGUUUUCAAGAAGUUCUUGCCUCAGUUCGCUGCCAAUGCCCAAGAGAUGGCUACCGAAUUCGAGUUCGGUAUCUCCAACGACUGGGGCCACUUGGCCGUUCCUAUCAAGGGAGCUGGUGCUCUCAUUGAGUCCCUCCCUAAAGAGAGAUGGUGUAUUGUGACCAGCGGAACUCCGGGUAUGGCGCACAGCUGGUUCACUAAAGUUUUGAACAAGGACGGAUUUUACAAGCCCGACAUUUUCAUCACCGCCUCGGAUGUUACCGAGGGAAAGCCUCACCCUUCUGGUUACAAGAUGGGAGCCGAUUUGCUUGCACAGAAGGCGGGCAAGGACACCUUUGCUCAAAGAGUGGUUUUUGAGGACGCUCCUGCUGGUGUUCAGGCCGGUGUCGCUGCCGGAGCCAGAGUUAUUGGUAUUACCUCUUCCUUCCCUAAGGAGGUGUUGUACGGAGCUGGUGCCACUUACGUCGUGGAAGACCUUACCCACGUGAAGCUGGUGAAAAACGAGGGUGGAAUCAUCACAUUUGCUGUGGAUUACAUCUAA
Kuraishia capsulata CBS 1993 is the source of this 705-nucleotide messenger RNA. RefSeq lists its product as uncharacterized. The transcript has a single exon. Bases 1 to 705 code for a protein of 234 amino acids. Lineage: Eukaryota; Fungi; Ascomycota; Pichiomycetes; Pichiales; Pichiaceae. Gene Ontology annotation, molecular function: 2-deoxyglucose-6-phosphatase activity; beta-phosphoglucomutase activity. The record is from RefSeq and is a predicted model, not a curated record.